AUGCCUAUUGCGUGCCUUAUCAGUCAACAGAUUCUUUGCAUGCAUGGUGGCCUAUCGCCGAACAUUCACACGAUAGGCGAAAUUGCCGCGCUAAGGAAACCGAUUGUUACCAGGCAUAAACAAGACAGGCAUAUAGACUUCUUAUGGUCCGAUCCUCAUAUCGACGUCUGGACAUUUGAGUUGUCAUUGAUUGUGCGUGGUCAUCAACCACCUAUGAGUGGCUAUGAGAGAAUCGGAAAACAUCUUGUAACGAUUUUUUCAACACCAGCUUAUCGAAUUGAGGAAAAUGUUGGCAAUAUGGGUGCAUCUCUUGUAAUCGACAAAGAUGGAACGAUGGACAUCAUACGAAUGCAAGUUGGAGAGCAACUAAAACUUAAACGACAACGAUACAAGAUGGAUAAGGUACUUACGGUUCAGUUAGAGGUUUAG
Angiostrongylus costaricensis is the source of this 429-nucleotide messenger RNA. Lineage: Eukaryota; Metazoa; Nematoda; Chromadorea; Rhabditida; Metastrongylidae. The record is from the annotation of a GenBank genome assembly.